This is a messenger RNA of Coccomyxa subellipsoidea C-169, 1440 nucleotides long. RefSeq lists its product as hypothetical. The record is from RefSeq and is a predicted model, not a curated record. Gene Ontology annotation, cellular component: cytosol. Bases 133 to 1362 code for a protein of 409 amino acids. Gene Ontology annotation, molecular function: tRNA binding; sulfurtransferase activity. NCBI's taxonomy places the organism in Eukaryota, Viridiplantae, Chlorophyta, Trebouxiophyceae, Coccomyxaceae. Gene Ontology annotation, biological process: tRNA wobble position uridine thiolation. The transcript is spliced from 7 exons.
CCACUCUGUUGGAAUUGCUUCCAUGCUAGCCUCGGCAAGACUGUCCGGAAAGCCGUGCGAUUGAAGGGCCUAGUACAGCCAGGGGACAGGAUUCUUGUGGCAGUCUCUGGAGGUUUUGCAUCCACAGCUCUCAUGCAUCUCUUGACGAUGAUGUGCAAUGCAGACUCAAGUCGAGAGAAGCAGGGGCAGAUUGCGUUUCAGAUGGGCGCUGUGUAUGUGGACGAGAGCCUGACCCAUGGCGCCAGCUCAGAGGACAGCUGCAGAGCUGUGGAGGCCGUGUCAGCCUUGCACAGGGCCGUUGCGCCAGACAUGCCCUUGCACUGUGUGCAACUGGAGGAUGUGUUUGACGGGGAAGAAGUGGCUGUGGACAAGGGGAGCCUCCUGGUCAGGCUGCUGGAGGCAGUGGAGGAUGUGACUGGCCGCGAGGACCUUAUAGAGUCAUUGCGCAAUGCCCUGCUGCUGCGUGUGGCCGCCAGGCUGGGCUACAACAAGCUGGCCCGCGGGGACUGCGCCACAAGGGUGGCCGUCCGCACCAUUGCCAGCGCAGCCAAGGGCGCUGGAUUCUCUCUGCCAGCCUCCAUCCAGCACUUUGACGCCAGGGGAGGGGAGGAGGGGCCAGCGGUGAUAUGCCCAGUACGCAAUCUGCCCAUGAAGGACCUGGCCAUGCUCUGCCACCAUCUGAGCUUGCCGCCGGUGCAGCCGCCACGGCCGCCGCAGCGCGCGCGCAGGAAGCCCUCCCUCAACACCCUCGCCGAGGGGUUUGUGGCCAGCCUGCAAUCUGCCCUGCCUUCCACCGUGCCAACCAUCCUGCGCACAGCCCUGAAGCUCCAGGCGUUUCCCUGGAAUCAUCCCAGCGCUGUGCCGAGCAGAGGGAAAGAGGAAAAGAGCGUUGCCCCUGCGCAUGCAGCCUCCGUCCCCCUGUGCAGACUCUGCAGUGCACCUCUGUCGCCUGCAGAGGUUGCCCAGCAAGGAAGUUGUGCCACACCUGGGAGGGAAGCCAAAAUGGAUGCUGGAAGCGGUGAAGAGCAGAUCAGUGCUACAAGAGAAGGGGAGCACUUGACAGCAGAGAGUUCUUCGGAGCCAAGUGCAGAUCAACGCACGAAGGGAGUUCUGCAUGCAAAGUCAGCAAAUGGAAAUAUCGGCUCUGUCUGCCUGAAUGAUCAUCGUGAAAGUUCUGGGCAACGCAUGCAGAAUGGAGGGAAUGCAGCUGCUGGGCACACUUCACAUGCUGCACAGCAGGGUCCUCUGACAGAUUACUGUUUUGUAUGUCAGCAGGGAAGCCUGUUCUCUGUGCAAGGCAGUGAGCCUGUCUUGAAGCUUUUGCCUGUUUAUAUGAAGACAGCGUUGAGAACAGAGGGGUGAGAUUGUGAGGACGAGAUGUAUGCAAGAGUGUACCAAUCUCUGGUUCAAAACAUGGUCUUACUGUAACUUGUUUGUGAG